Molecule: messenger RNA, 1098 nt
Organism: Homalodisca vitripennis (glassy-winged sharpshooter)
Lineage: Eukaryota; Metazoa; Arthropoda; Insecta; Hemiptera; Cicadellidae
Product: exonuclease mut-7 homolog
Exons: 4
Source: RefSeq, a predicted model, not a curated record
GUGGAGCACGUGGAGUUACUGCCUCCUAUAAACCGAGAGCCGAUAAAGGCGAAGGAGCUAAGCGUGGUGUGUGACACAAUGCUGCAGGGACUUGGGCUUCAUCUACGUUCGGUGGGGGUGGAUGUAGAGAUACUUAAGAACACACAGAACCACAAUGUGUGUGUUGCUUUGUGCCAUCAGGAUAACAGGGUCAUACUGACUAAGGGCAGUGUCUACAACAGGCGAAAGAAUCAACUAGUAGAAGUUCUCAACUACUACAAUGUCAUAGUUACCAAGGAUGACAUCUUUAGUAGAUGCCAGGAUUGCAACAAUGCAGUGUUCAAGAAACUGAGUCCGGCAGAGCUGAGGAAAGUGAUCGAUUCUACUCACACAACAAAGCGUAUGUCUAACUAUGACUUAGACCUGGCUGAAGAUGAGUAUGAUGACUAUGUUGACUACGGAGAGUUCUCGGAUGGCAGUGGAUACUCAGAUGAAGACCUGCCAGCUCCUCCUAUUAUCUCGGGGCCUCCAAGGUCUUUCCCUGAAGAGGUCUCUGCAUCUGCUGUAGUAGAGAAAAAGGAGGAGGAGGAAGAAGAGGAAGAGGAGCCAUACGGAUAUGGUUGUGUAACAACCUCUGGGGCUCAUAUCAAACACGAAAGUAUACCAAAAGAAGUGUUCAACAAAGUACCUGUAUUUUACAUCUGUGACUCUUGUGGCCAUUGCUACUGGGACGGCAGCCACUUGGAACGCAUUCUGGGAGGCAGGCUUAAACAUAUAGUUACAAAAUAAUUUCUGCUCAUAUCUUAUCACCGUAAUGAUCUUUCAAGGGAUCGAUUGUUCACUUAGUCUUUCUUCUUUUAGAUAUGACAAUAUAGACUGUAUUAAUCAUGAUACAUCUCCUGCUGUAUAUGAUUACUUAUAAAUAAUAUUCUUUUAUUAUAUUUUUAUAUAUUAUGUUUGUAUAAUGAGGUUACCAUUGGGAAUACAAAGGAAGUGGUGUGAUCUGUUUUUAACAUUGUUUUUUACGUCAUUAUUUCAUGAUGAAUUAUGAGUAAAUGUCCUGUGAUUACUUUCGUUAUACAAUUAAAACAUAAAACUAAUAAACAUACUACAAAUUUA